GGCACCACCUUCCAUGGUUAACACUGAGCAGCGCCAGCAUGCUGAGCAUAUAUUCUUAUCAUUUAGGAAAUCAAAAUCACCAUUUGCAGUUUGCAAGCAUAUUUUGGUUCUUCAUGCUUUGGAAGUAACAGUUGAAGAGAGGUGAGGAAAGUUUGUGAAAAUUGUGAUCGGUGAUUAGCUGCCACCUGCCUGAGGUGUCUUCUGAGAGGAACUAACCUCUUUGUGGUGCUAGAGCAAAGGUCACUGGAUAAAAAAGGAACAGAAACGAGUAAGGUAGACUACGUCCUCUUUCAAGCUGCCACAGCCGUCAUGGAGGCCGUUGUCCGCGAGUGGAUCCUCCUGGAGAGAGGGAGCGUCGAGUCACUGCGCACAUUCCUCUUAACCUACGUCUUACAGAGGCCUCACCUCCAAAAGUAUGUUCGGGAACAGAUUCUAUUAGCAGUAGCAGUAAUUGUAAAACGAGGAUCAUUAGAUAAAUCAAUUGACUGCAAAAGCAUUUUUCAUGAAGUCAGCCAGUUGAUAAGUAGUGGCAACCCCACUGUGCAAACUCUGGCCUGUUCUAUUCUAACUGCACUAUUGAGUGAAUUCUCAAGUUCAAGUAAAACUAGCAACAUUGGACUGAGUAUGGAGUUCCACGGCAACUGCAAAAGAGUUUUUCAGGAAGAAGACCUCCGUCAGAUCUUCCUGCUGACGGUGGAAGUCCUGCAGGAAUUCAGCAGGCGGGAGCACCUCAGCGCCCAGAUGUCAUCCGUGUUCCAGCGCUACCUGGCCCUCGCCAACCAAGUCCUGAGCUGGAACUUCCUUCCUCCAAACUUGGGAAGACAUUAUAUAGCCAUGUUUGAGUCCUCGCAAAAUGUGCUCCUGAAGCCCACGGAGUCCUGGCGGGAGGCCCUUCUGGACAGCAGGGUCAUGGAGCUUUUCUUUACCGUACAUCGAAAAAUCAGAGAAGAUUCCGACAUGGCACAAGACUCCCUGCAGUGCCUCGCCCAGCUAGCUUCUCUUCACGGACCCGUCUUCCCCGACGAAGGGUCCCAAGUGGAUUAUCUCGCACACUUCAUUGAGGGCUUACUGAACACCAUCAAUGGAAUUGAGAUAGAAGAUUCUGAAGCUGUGGGGAUCUCCAGCAUCAUCAGCAACCUGAUAACUGUGUUCCCUCGCAACGUCUUAACCGCCAUUCCAAGCGAGCUCUUCUCGUCCUUUGUGAGCUGCCUGACACACCUCACGUGCUCUUUCGGGCGCAGUGCUGCACUGGAGGAGGUGCUGGAUAAAGACGACAUGGUGUACAUGGAAGCAUACGACAGGCUGCUGGAGUCCUGGCUGACGCUGGUCCAAGACGACAAGCAUUUCCACAAAGGCUUUUUCACCCAACACGCAGUUCAAGUGUUCAAUUCCUAUAUUCAGUGCCACCUAGCAGCUCCCGAUGGCACAAGGAAUUUGACUGCCAACGGAGUGGCCUCUCGUGAGGAAGAAGAGAUAAGUGAACUGCAGGAGGAUGAUCGAGACCAGUUUUCAGAUCAACUAGCCAGUGUAGGAAUGCUAGGACGCAUUGCUGCAGAGCACUGUAUACCUCUCCUGACAAGUUUAUUAGAGGAAAGAGUAACGCGGCUCCACGGGCAGUUGCAGCGGCGGCAACAGCAGCUCCUCGCUUCACCUGCUUCAGGCUCUGCCGACAGCAAGGUGCUGGAUGAUCUGUACGAAGAUAUCCACUGGCUUAUUUUAGUUACAGGCUACCUCUUAGCUGAUGAUACUCAGGGAGAGACUCCGCUAAUACCUCCAGAAAUAAUGGAAUAUUCCAUUAAGCAUUCAUCUGAAGUUGACAUUAAUACAACACUUCAAAUUUUGGGAUCUCCAGGAGAAAAGGCUUCUUCCAUCCCAGGGUACAACAGAACAGAUUCUGUGAUUAGGCUGUUGUCUGCUGUUCUCAGAGUUUCAGAAGUUGAGUCUCGGGCAAUAAGGGCAGAUCUCACGCACCUGCUAAGCCCUCAGAUGGGCAAAGAUAUUGUUUGGUUUCUAAAACGCUGGGCAAAGACUUAUCUCCUGGUGGAUGAGAAACUGUACGAUCAGAUAAGCGUGCCAUUCAGUACAGCAUUUGGAGCAGACACAGAGGGCUCUCAGUGGAUUGUUGGCUACCUCUUGCAGAAGGUCCUCAGCAACCUCUCGGUGUGCAGCAGUGAGCAGGACCUCGCAAAUGACACAGUGCAGCUGCUCGUCACUUUGGUGGAGAGAAGGGAGAGGGCAAACCUGGUGAUCCAGUGUGAAAGCUGGUGGAACCUAGCCAAGCAGUUUGCGAGCCGAAGCCCACCUCUGAACUUCUUGUCCAGCCCCGUGCAGAGGACGCUGAUGAAGGCGCUUGUCCUGGGGGGCUUCGCUCACAUGGACGCAGAGACCAAGCAGCAGUACUGGACAGAGGUUCUUCAGCCUCUUCAGCAGCGAUUCUUAAGAGUGAUAAACCAGGAGAACUUUCCGCAGAUGUGCCAGCAGGAGGAGGUGAAGCAGGAGAUCACUGCCACGCUGGAGGCCCUGUGUGGCAUUGCUGAGGCUACCCAGGUUGACAAUGUAGCCAUCCUUUUCAACUUUUUAAUGGACUUCCUUACCAAUUGCAUUGGAUUGAUGGAAGUUUACAAAAAUACCCCCGAGACUGUCAAUCUCAUCAUAGAAGUUUUUGUUGAAGUUGCACAUAAGCAGAUAUGCUAUCUUGGAGAGUCCAAAGCCAUGAACCUGUACGAGGCGUGCCUCACCCUGCUGCGCGUGUACUCCAGGAACAACGUGGGGCGGCAGCGGGCCGACGCUCCCGCGGAGGAGGAGGAGCAGUACCAGGACCUGCUGCUCAUCAUGGAGCUCCUCACCAACCUCCUGUCCAAGGAGUUCAUAGACUUCAGCGACACAGGAGAACAUACCCACCUUCGUAGGUUUAUUGAUGUUACGGCUGUAAGACUGCGUUGUUCUCACUUUAUAGAUGAAGUGUUUAGGGGUCAGGAGCCUGGGCCAGCAGCAAACAGAUCUGUGUCGGCAGCCGAUGUUGUGUUAUAUGGAGUGAACCUGAUUCUGCCCUUGAUGUCACAGGACCUCUUGAAGUUUCCAACCCUUUGUAAUCAAUACUACAAAUUAAUCACAUUUAUCUGUGAGAUUUUUCCUGAAAAAAUACCACAGCUUCCUGAAGAUCUUUUUAAAAGUCUGAUGUACUCGUUGGAACUAGGAAUGACGUCAAUGAGUUCGGAGGUUUGCCAGCUGUGCCUGGAAGCUUUGACCCCGUUAGCUGAACAGUGUGCAAAAGCACAGGAGACAGACUCGCCACUUUUCCUGGCGACACGGCACUUCCUCAAGCUGGUGUUUGAUAUGCUGGUUUUGCAAAAGCACAACACAGAAAUGACCACCGCGGCUGGCGAGGCGUUCUACACGCUGGUGUGCUUGCAUCAGGCGGAAUAUUCUGAACUGGUUGAAACAUUACUGUCAAGCCAGCAAGACCCAGUUAUUUACCAGAGAUUAGCAGACGCCUUCAACAAGCUCACUGCAAGCAGCACGCCCCCUGUGCUGGACCGGAAGCAGAAGAUGGCCUUCCUGAAGAGUUUAGAAGAGUUUAUGGCAAAUGUUGGUGGUCUCCUUUGUGUAAAAUAAACAACAGAGCUUUAUGCUUAAUCAGAUCCUUCCUGCAAAGUGCACUGAAUUGCUAACAGUUGACUUGAGUCUUGUCCUUUUUGUCAGUUCGUUGGCCGUUUGGAUUUUGGGAGCCUGGCAGGGCACUGUGUGGUGCAGGGAAGCAUUACCCUCAGUCCGUCGUAGGUCUUGUAGCUUUUGAAUGGUGAUUUCAGAUUCUCAAAAUGAAAUUCCACAUAUGUGCAAAGAGAUAUGGGCACCAUGAAAUACGUAUUCAGUGCCUUUUCCCUCUUUAUCAAAGCAUUAGGUGGCUACCCAAAGUUUAGCGUUUUCACUAUCAGAUAUCAGCUGGAUAUCUGCUCAUCUGUGUCACUGAGGAGCUGGUUGAAAAGACAGAUUCCUGGGCCCACCUGUAGACAGACCCUCAGAGUCAGCAUUUGUUUGUUGGACCUUGGAUUCUUGGUUUUGAUAAGCGCCUCUCCUCUGCCACCCCUGCAGUUUUCAGUCAGUGCAGAAGGCCGGAAAGCGUCUAGAGGGGUGUGCUUGCCCAGCCCUCCCUUUGAGGAGGGGGAGGGGACUGGGCAGGGGGAAGGGCACCGCCAGGUGUUUGGCUUCCUGUUACCACGCUCUCCCUGUCUGUCUUGUGUCACAGCAGCCUGGUAAUUGCAGGUUUUGUGAACCUACUCUGAUGCCUGAACUUGAGGAGGAAAAUACAUGUAUAUUUUUGUUCCAUAAGAAGAACUUUAGGAACUGUAGCUAUUUCAUUGCCUUAAUUUUAAGAAGGAAUUACACAAAGCAGAUUUGUUUAGUAAGAAAUCCAGUCUUGCUGCUUCAGAGUCGGGUUAGGGUGUUAGCUGCUGUGAACGUGGGGCCCUCUUGAUUGUGUGUAUUUAUGUGGUUUUAUGGGUGAAGUGAAAGGCUCAUUCAGAUGUAGUGUAACUUUCUGAGUAUGUUUCUGUCCAGCCACGUAGCCCAUGGCUAAUAAUUUGCUCUGAAUGGCUUGCUUAAGCAAUAACUAUUUUAAAGGGUGUGAAUUACUGAUUCAUAUAGACUCUCACACAUUGGGACAUUAGGGCAGUAAUUAUUCUAGAGUGGGUGUUAUACUCAUUUCACAGGAGCCGUGUAAAUUUAAGAGAUUAAAAAACUCACUUUAGAUCCUGUAGUUUGAUUUUUCUAAUCAGGAUUUUUGUACUGCUGCCAUGCUCCCCUUAACUCUGUGUGCCAGCUUAAAUUAUGGAAACGAAAGCUAACUUACAAACACCGGGCACGUGACACUGCCCACUUCAGUGUCAGAAUCACACAGCACAGUAACAGGCGCGUUCUGAAACUGCGCCUCCGACGGGCGGGCUUUCUCGUCCCGUCCUUAACAUCGUGUGCUCGGCUGACCUCCGAAUGUGGUGGUAACAGCUGGACUGCACAGAGUGGAUGCGCCUCCCCAUGCACGGCUGCACAGCGGUGAGGGCAGCUCCGUGCUCUUGGCAGUUGCAGUUAAGCAGACGGAGCAUCUGAAUUCCACCCAGCCUGGGCAGGCGCCGCUGGACGCAGAUGAAAGCAAAGCCUAGAGCCACGGCUUUCUGAGAACAUAACCGAGGUGGAGCAAAAAGUCUUAAAAGACGUCUAGGGCAAAACUAGUAUCACUCUUUCUGAAGCGUACGUAUUAUUGUGUUCUUAAACAUACUUUGGACAGUGCAUUUACUUUUAGAUUUCUUCUUCUUUCCCUUAAAGAACUUGAAGUCAGAGGCAGCGGUAGUCACUUUGUUUGCAUUGUUUCUGGUGUUUCAUGUUUCCCAGCUCCCUAGCGCCCAGCAGUUGUGAGCUAAAUAUGUCCCUGUUCCUUUGCCUAAGGGCACCAAGACACGCAGCCGACUGGAUUGGUCCACUGACUGUGACAAAACUGUAAUCAAGUUGUUAUUGAAAAUAAAGAUGAGUAGGAAAGGAAUGCCAUGGUAAACAAAAAGGGCAUCUGUAUCUAAUAUCUUUUAUCUAGACAGAUGUAUUUGCUGUUUGCCCAGAUUUUAUUACAGUCCUGCAUUUUCAUUAGACCGCUUUUAAUUGAAACAAGAGUUUCUUCAGAUUGGACCAAAUAAUACAUAAGAUAUCAUCAGAAUGUUGGUUAGUGGCAAACUGGAAGGAAACGCCACCACCGUUUUUAGGUAGUGGGAAAGGCCACUUAAUUGCAACAGCCAGGCUCUUUUCAGUUGUUCGCAGUUUGUUUUCCUGAUUGGAUAUUUGUUUAGUUUGGGGCUUUUAUUUUGUCAAGUUUUGUCUUCAGCUAUGUUUGUUGGCUUUUCAGUUUUGGGGCGUUUUGUUUUAAUGCUUUUGGCCCAGUGGGUGUCAAGAAUACUGGCUUAAUUCUAGUAAAUUGAUUUUUACUGCUAAAACUGUUGUCAAAGGAGUUUUAAAAACAAAAGCAUUAUUUGUGCCCCUUUUUAUAUAUGUUAAAGGGACACUGUUGAGUAUUUGAUUUUUUAUAAUGCUGUGUUUUAUAAACUUUCUCUUAUUCGUACACAGUAUCCCAUCACCUCCGUUUUCGGUUCAGUCUUUGCUUUUGUCUUCCUUGGCCCUUUCAUUUCUGAGGGCACAGUCUCUGCAGACUUCGUGCCUUCACAGUCUGUAGUUGUGUGGCAGCACCUGUGACUAAUUCUUGUAGCUCUGUUUGAAGGAUUGGUUUGCAUUUGUGGUCCUGGAUGGGUGGCUGCCUGGGGGGUAGGCCACCUGAGACAGUAUCUGACAGUGUCCUUGCUGUCUCUUCAUCUGUUGGGAGACAGUGGCAUGUAACCAUCACUGCAGUGAGUUUUCAACAGUGUGACCUUUUAUGUAAAAAAGCUUUGGAAUUUUUUUCAAACUGGUUUUAAGAAUUUAGUCUUACUUCGUUGUAAACCGUGUUUCUAAUUAUAUUACAUCACUGUUCAGAGGAGAUGGUUAGUACUGUUUUUUCACAGUUUGCAUUUCAAAACCAAACACCUCUGUGAUGCUUACCCCAGUCAGCAUUAUUUAACUUCCCUUACUGUCUUUGAACUUUCUCUUCUACCAAAAAAUGUCAAGUCUUCGUAUUUUUCCUAUCACCAUAUUUCCCAUUUCUGUUAAUACUUGUAUGAACCCCUCAAGUAUUGAAGGGAACAAGUUGUCAGUUUCAAGGAUUUCAAGUUUGAGUAUCUUAACUUACCGUGUCAGUUGGACCCUUAAAAUACUAUUUUUGUCUGUUACAAUUUUACUUCUUUCUGUUUGCCACCUCUGUCAUUAGAGGUGUUGUCAUUAGACCUUAGUAAGUUCGCUGUCUCUGACAGAUGAUUAUCAUUGUUAGCUCCUGAAUAAAAUAUUAACUGUUUCGAAACCUCAGUACUUCUUAGGGGUUUUUCAAAACCAGAGAAUAAGGCACUGAUUUGGAUAUGAGUUCUUAACAUUAUAAUUUUCUGUAAAUUUCUCUAUAAAACAACAUAGCUGAUUUGAGGAUGUAAUAAUGUUUUAAAUUAUUUUAAAAUGUAGGUGGAUAUUCUCUGACUUGGUAACUAUAUUCUGAAAACACUGCAUCUAAGAAUUCUUGAAAAAUUGAUUUUCUAAAAUUUUAAAAUGUCCAGCUUUAGGUAUAUUGCUGAGCUCAAAUUAAUUUGCAGUGAGUGCCAUGGUUCACGUUGAACUUUAAACGAUUUAAUUUAGAUGUAAGAAAUGUGAAGUAUUCCUGAUUGAUUAUAAUGGGAACCCAUGACAUAUUUAGCCAAAGACUGUAUUUGGUUCAGGUAAAGAUAAAAGCUUAAUAAUGGGCAUCCAUUCUGUUCUAAAGAGGAUGGAUGAGGGGAUGUGUUUCUGGCCCCUAGCUCUGUACACGUAAGCCUUUGUAAAGGCGGAAACGUGGUGGCGGGGAGGCCCGUGUGUUAGCCCCCCGAGGCUCACACUGCAAACUAUCUUUGUCCCCCUCGUCCUCUGUGGUUUGCUCUUCGCCUGGUCCCAGACUUCCCAGCAGUGGAGAGAUUUUGUUUUUGGCUUUUCUUCUAAGUCUGUUUUCUUAGGCCUCUCAGCUCUUAGGAGCUGUCAGAAUGUACUAACAGCUAAUUUUCCUAGCCUGACAUUCAGCACUGCAUCUGCACUAUGUACCUAACGGGGAUGUGACCUCAAGUGUGUCCUGAGCCCGGGCUACCUGGUGUGGUGUCUUUUACCACAUACAAUUAUUGACAGAUUGCAAAGGUUGGUAUUGUGAUUUGGUUCUCUGUACAAAGGAAAAGGCUCCAUGCAGUGAGUUUCUGGUUUAAUGGUCACAAAAUGUUAGCACUGCUACCAUUCAGCACGUGUAAAAUUUUUUAAAUUUAUAAAUAUUAAAAUUUUAAACUUAUACUGACUUUUCAGUUUUUUUAAGAGACCCAGGGAUGAGUAUACUGUUUAAAUAUUUACCUCUAUUAACAUUAUUAAUAAAGGUAUAAAGUUGCAUUUAAUUUUUCAAAAGAUGCUACAAUACGAUUUUAGGAAAUAAGGCCAUGUACUGAGCCAGUUACAAGCUGAAUAUAAAAUUUUAUUUGUAUUUUUUAAUCCAUAAAUGGGAGUUAAAAUAUGUCUUUUCACUAAAUAUUUUUAUGACAUUUUUGUUUUGACCAUGUGUGAUUUGUUCAUGGGUGUCUAGCCUGACUGUUGCAUGAAACUUAUUGAAUGGCGCUACAGUUCAUUUACCAGCCUAGGGUGACUGGCACUGGGGACAUUACACAAUCAGAAUAAUUUUAAAUAAAAAACAGGAGGACACAUCUGCACAGGUAAAAUAGGGAUUUGCAUUACCUUCUGGGAGAACACCCAACCCUAAUAGAAUCUCCAGAAUUCAGAAAGAAAAUCGAAGUUUCGUUUAUACUCUGUAAUAUUGAGCAUAUUUAUUUUUAUCUCAGCUCACAAUCUUAGAAACAAUUUCAGAGUUACUAGUUAAAUCAUUGGAUUCAGGGCAUAUUUGUAGUGAAUGUAGUUUGGGUCAUUCUUUUUGGCCUUUCAGGGAAAGUGGAAAAGUACCAUUCUUCUGUGUGUCAGACAGACUUUCCUUUUUACCUAAUUCUAAAUCUUGUAAACAUAUGCAGUGAAAAGUUAUUUUUUUUAAGGAAGAAAAUGCGUUUUGAAAAUAUAUUUAUUUUAAACUUUA
This is a messenger RNA of Aethalodelphis obliquidens (Pacific white-sided dolphin), 8704 nucleotides long. RefSeq names its product exportin 4 (gene XPO4). Gene Ontology annotation, cellular component: cytoplasm; nuclear pore. The record is from RefSeq and is a predicted model, not a curated record. Gene Ontology annotation, biological process: protein export from nucleus. Lineage: Eukaryota; Metazoa; Chordata; Mammalia; Artiodactyla; Delphinidae. The transcript is spliced from 23 exons. Bases 310 to 3615 code for a protein of 1101 amino acids. Gene Ontology annotation, molecular function: nuclear export signal receptor activity.